AUGUCUCCUACCAAGGUCUAUGUUUGCUCUCAGGAGAAGUGCGGCGAAACUUUCACCAAGUUCACGGAAUUCAAGAGACAUGAGGCUAGGCAUGCAGAAAACGUGUACACCUGCACCUUUCCGGGAUGUGACUUUGCGACGCUGAUAAAAAGAAGCUUCGAUGUCCACUCCGCUAAACAUACCGGCGAGCAACGCUAUGGUUGCCCUCAUGAUUGCACCUUUAGGACCCACGAUCCUUCUGCCUUGACGCGCCAUCGCAAAACAAAACAUGGAUAUGUUCCUCUUCCGCGCAGCGGACGCGGCGGCGGUCGUUCGCUGCCCCCUCCGCAUCAGACAGGACCCCAUCGUCCCAGCCCUCUGCUUCGUCCUACCAAUCACACCCUCACAGCCAAGACCCGUCGUUGGUCUUCUAUGACCCGGUGGAUAGUGAGGACGACUUUACCAUGUUAG
Molecule: messenger RNA, 450 nt
Organism: Suillus subalutaceus
Lineage: Eukaryota; Fungi; Basidiomycota; Agaricomycetes; Boletales; Suillaceae
Exons: 4
Coding region: 1-450 (149 amino acids)
Source: RefSeq, a predicted model, not a curated record